AUGUCUAUAAUAGAGUCCGAAGUAUUGAUCGUUGGUGCUGGGGUUUUUGGAGUCAGCACAGCCUACUAUCUGGCUAAGCAGUCUUCCAACCCAUCGAGCAUCACGAUUCUCGAUCGGGAUCGUCCGCCAUCAACACCUGCUGCGUCUACAGACUACAACAAAAUUAUCCGGGCAGACUAUUCAGACCCGCUAUACAUGGACCUAGCAUUCGAGGCAAUUGAUGCCUGGAAAAAGAAUUCCCUGUUCACCACUGCCGGCGUCUACCACGAGACGGGUUGGAUUUCGAUGGGUGAGCGGGACAGCGAUCUCACGUCACAAAUCCGCGACAAUUUUCAAAUGAGUGGGCGCCCUGACCCGACUAAAGAUAUGACAGAGAAUGAAGUUCGCAGCAGCUGGGGCGGAAUCUUGAAAGACGCAGAUUUGAGGCCAUUCGAUUCUUACUACUAUAACCCGUCAGCUGGGUGGGCCGAAGCCGGAGCAGCCCUCAAAAUCAUGGCCGACGAGGCCAUUCGCAUGGGCGUUCAAUAUAAGAUUGAUGAGGCCAAUCGCCUUAUGUUAGAUCAACACGGAGUCAGAGGAGUUCAAACUAAUAAUGGCAAAAUUUACACAGCUAAGAAGAUCAUCCUAGCUACAGGAGCUUGGACCAGCGAAAUGAUGACUUUGACCGAGGACCAACUGCGCAUGCCAAUGGAAUCCAGAAUAGAGAGUCAACUCACCGCGGCCGGCGUUUGCGUAGUGCAUUACAAAUUGACAGAUGCAGAGCGGGGGUCUUACGACCAGCUUCCGGUAUGUGUGUAUGGAGAACAGGGCGAAACAUUGCCCCCAACGGCAUCAGGACUUAUAAAAUUCACCAAUACGGCCUCAUUCAAGAACACCGUUCAUACCGAUAAUGGACAAAACAUCUCCAUUCCUCCAAUCCACCAGCGGGCCAUUCCGUAUGGCCUCCGUCGGCAAACUGUCGACUCAAUAAAGGACCGAUUACCUACACUAUUCUCAAAACAUCGCGAAGUCGACCACUUUCGUCUGUGUUGGGAUGCGAUCACGCCCUCGCAAAACCCAUUAAUCACACGGCAUCCGCACCCUCAUUUGUCCAACCUGUAUCUCGCUACCGGAGGCUCGUUCCACUGCUGGAAAUUCUUGCCCAUCAUUGGACGCUACGUGACGAAUGUCAUCUAUGGGAUAAGUAACGGGGCCGACCGCGAUAAGGCGUGGGGGUGGAAGGAUGAACAGCCCGGUCAAGGAGUCCGAGGAGUCCACGGCAGUCUGAUGCCGUGGAAAGAACUCCGUGAUUUCCAGAUCUGA
Molecule: messenger RNA, 1302 nt
Organism: Penicillium longicatenatum
Lineage: Eukaryota; Fungi; Ascomycota; Eurotiomycetes; Eurotiales; Aspergillaceae
Product: NAD(P)/FAD-dependent oxidoreductase
Exons: 2
Coding region: 1-1302 (433 amino acids)
Molecular function (GO): sarcosine oxidase activity; saccharopine oxidase activity; flavin adenine dinucleotide binding
Source: RefSeq, a predicted model, not a curated record